GUAGACUAGAACCGGCUGAACGACGUAACACUGUACCAUGCUCCGCAAUGUCCUAGGAAAAACCUUUCGAUUUCUUGGGUAUACUGUGCAAUAUGGCUGCAUAGCACAUUGCGCCUUUGAGUACCUUGGAGGAAUUGUUGUGUGUUCUGGACCUUCAAUGGAACCAACCAUUCAAAAUUCUGAUAUUGUCUUUUCGGAGAACCUUAGCCGCCACUUGUAUUGCAUUCGAAAAGGAGAUAUUGUAAUUGUGAAAAGCCCAAAUGACCCCAAAUCAAAUAUCUGUAAAAGAGUAAUUGGCUUGGAAGGGGAUAAAGUCUGCACAAGCAACCCUUCAGAUUUCCUUAAGAGUCACAGCUAUGUGCCUAAAGGACAUGUUUGGUUAGAAGGUGAUAAUCUCAGGAAUUCUACAGAUUCCAGGUGCUACGGACCUGUUCCUUAUGGACUGAUAAGAGGACGCAUUUGUUUUAAGAUAUGGCCUCUGAAUGACUUUGGAUUUCUACGUGCAAGCCCCAAUGGCCAUAGAUUUCUUGAUGAUUAAAAGAUUUAAGUGACUAUUGCCAGCUUUCGUAAUAUUUUCUACUAAAAUCAAUGGAACUAUUUUUGUUUAGAAUAAACACAAGUAUUACUUGA
This is a messenger RNA of Nipponia nippon (crested ibis), 630 nucleotides long. It is a transcript of the gene IMMP1L, whose product is annotated as inner mitochondrial membrane peptidase subunit 1. Gene Ontology annotation, cellular component: mitochondrial inner membrane peptidase complex; membrane. Lineage: Eukaryota; Metazoa; Chordata; Aves; Pelecaniformes; Threskiornithidae. The record is from RefSeq and is a predicted model, not a curated record. Gene Ontology annotation, molecular function: serine-type endopeptidase activity.